Onychostoma macrolepis is the source of this 2107-nucleotide messenger RNA. Its product is annotated as coiled-coil domain-containing protein 158-like. The coding region runs from base 405 to 1799 and encodes 464 amino acids. Lineage: Eukaryota; Metazoa; Chordata; Actinopteri; Cypriniformes; Cyprinidae. The record is from RefSeq and is a predicted model, not a curated record. The transcript has 14 exons.
GGUUAGAUAGCUUUGGUCAAAUCUUUUUGCAAAUGCAAACAAAAUAAAUUUACCUUCAAUUUAAAACUGGCUGUACUUCCAAUUUAAUUUGUAGCGAAAGCGAAUAUCCCGCUUAUUCAGGAUGCUUUCUGGCAAUCAAAAAUAAAGCUGAUGACUAUACCACCUGCUGUCAACCGGAAGGGUUUCGGCGCGAUAUUUCUCCAGAACAAACACACUUUACAAGAGUCAUGACCAGAAGGUGGCGAUAUUGACUGAGAAAUCUUGGUGCUUACAGACUAACUCCACCAGCCUGCAACUUUUGUUUAAUCACAUGGAAGAGAAGCCAUCUGCAGGCAUUGUUGAAGCAGCAUGAAGUGCAGCAGGUCCAUGUCCAGCUGGAAGAGGUUCAAGGUCUGCUGAAGGUCAUGAUGGCAGAGGCAGAUGACUGGAUGAUGAGCACAGAACUGGAAAAUGUCCUGCAUAUUAUCCCAAAUCACAGCUGCACUGUGGGCGUGCAGCAGUAUUUGAUUAACCAGUUCGAGCAGCUCAGAGGGGAGAAUCAGCAACUGAAGGCUGCAUUGAGACAGGCAGAGCUCAGACUCAGCAUAAUGGAAAGAGAGAAGGCCUGUCAGCACGCUGCGCUCUCAGAAAAGAUCUGCAAUGUUGAUCAGCUUACUUCAGAGAAACAGCAGAUGACCGCUGAGCUGGGAGUGCGGCGUAUGCAGCUUACCCAGCUAAAAGAGGGACAGAAAGCUUUGAAAGAGCUGCUCGGCAGUAAGACCUGUGAGCUGGAACGAGAGAACCUGAAACUCAAGACUCAGCUGAAGACUGUACGAGCUGUGCUGGACCAGGCCAACAGUUCCUUGAGAACACUGGAGGGAGCUGACGUGCAUGGUCUUAAGAUUGCUCUGGAAAUGCAGAAACAGAUCACUGCUAAAAGGGAGCAGACUGAUUUCCUGCAAAGCCGAAUUCAGGGGCUGGAGGAGAACAUAGAGAAGCUCAAGAUGGAGAAGCACCGUCAGGCAUUACUGGUUAUGAAGCAGACACAAGAGCUGCUGUCAGAGAGGGAGAGCAGGAGAAGACUGGAGUCUGAAGUGGAGGCUCUGUGCUCACAAGAGCGAGAGCUCAAAGGCAAAGCUGAGAGACUGGAAGCAGCUUUAUACAAGAUGUCUGACAGUUUUGCUGAAUGCCAAGAAUUUAUUCAGAAGCAGGAGCAGGAGCUUAUGAGACUGAAACUGCAGCAUGCAUUAGAUAUAAAGGAAUUGCAAAGCCAGAACUUGCGUAACGUCUCCAGAUCUCCAGUCAGCAGCCAUACCCUUCAGACUCAUCUUCCCCUCGAUCAGCAUAAUGUUAAUGGCCUAAUGGAGAUGAGAGUCUCUGACCCCAUUGUGGAGCUGAAGAGUUUAAGAGAGCUGCGUGGUGGGAUUGCUGAAGAGCAAGGACCACACACUACCUUGAGCUUCAGGAGGGGACCUAAGGAAGACCACAAAUCUAGACUACCUACAGGAACUAGAGGUGCUGAAAGUACCACAAGGUCAGCUAGGAGAAUAACCAGUUACAGUGAGCCAGGAACCUUCAGAACGGCUGAACCUAAUAAGCGCGAUAACAACAGCCCAUUAUCAGAUGACACAGAUAAUGCAGUACACCUUGCGACAGGACGCAGGUCUCCUGUGCACCUCCUCCUCACUUCUGAUCUUCCCGCUGACAGAAACUAUUGGCUGAAGAUGGAGCGCCCUGUCAACGCUAAUCAGAUAUCUGCCAACAAUCAAGAUGAGCUCACAAGACAGGCAUCUCAGAAAAUCAAGAUGGACAGGCCGUAGAAGCUACUGAAGGAUGAUGGUCAGAAUGACACUGUUUUUGUUUAUUUUAGUCUCAAUAGGCGUCACUGAAGCUGGUCUUACUGACUGAUGAAAUUUGACAUUUGAAUUCUGAGGAGUUGAAAAUGGACAAAACGGACAUAUAGUGACGCUCUCACUGUUUGCUUUCUUCAUUGCAAAUAAAGUGGAUUAGAUGUAAUAUUUAUCAGCUAAACAGACAUUUGAAUUUUGCUUUAUACAGCCCCUGUAUGUACCAAAAAUAGUUCAUAACAUGCCAACAAUAUUAAAAUACCAAUAAAGUGAGGCCAUAC